Geodia barretti is the source of this 1320-nucleotide messenger RNA. The record is from the annotation of a GenBank genome assembly. NCBI's taxonomy places the organism in Eukaryota, Metazoa, Porifera, Demospongiae, Tetractinellida, Geodiidae.
AUGCGCACCCUCCGUUUCGCCCUUCCGUCGCUGCUCGGCGUGGCGAUGUUCCUCGUCCCCUACCGCACCGCGGACGGCGUCAACAUCGGGCUGGGGAUCCUGACCGACUGGACCGAGGCGCUGCUGGGCGACUCGCUGCGCGUGAUCGUGGUGGUCAUCGUUUGCGUCUCGGCGGCCUUGUCAGCGUUCGUUGCGGUGGCGCGGCCCGCGUGGUCGCGCCGGCCGGGUGGGCUCGCCACGGUCCUGGCCGGAUCCCGGACUUCGGUGGCGGUACGCGUAGUCGCCGCAGUCGUGGCGUGCAUGAUCCUCUUCGGCGCCGGACCCGCGUGGAUCACCUCGGCGGACAUGGGCGGGGUCAUCCUGAACGACCUCAUGACGGUGAUCGUGGUCGUCUUUGUGUUCGCGUCGUUCCUGCUGCCGUUCCUGACCGAUUUCGGCCUCAUGGAGUUCAUCGGCACGAUGGCGCGGUGCGUCUUCCGUCCCCUGUUCCGGCUCCCGGGCAGGGCAGCGGUGGACGGCGCGGCCUCCUGGUUCGGCUCGUCGAUCGUCGGGCUCGUGAUCACCACCGAGCAGUACGACCGCGGCCACUACACCGAGCGGGAGGCGCUGGUCAUCGCGCUCAACUUCUCGGUCGUGUCGGUCGCGUUCGCGAAGGUGGUGGCCGACUUCGCGGGCGUGGGCGAACACUUCCUCGCGCUCUACGGGGCCGUGGUCGUGAGCGGCCUGGCGGCGGCGGUGAUCAUGCCGCGCAUCCCGCCCCUGUCGCGCAAGGCGGACCGCUAUGCGGCCAUCGGACCCGCGCAACCGGCCACCGCCCCCGAGCGCGGACUGCUCUCGCGCAGUCUGGAACUCGCUGGGGACCGGGCGGCGGGAGCACCCGGCCCCCGCGCCCUGGCCCGGCACGGGCUGCGCACCACCUGCGACAUCUGGUUCGGGCUGCUGCCGCUGGUCAUGGUGAUCGGGACCUUCUCCCUGGCCAUUGCCAACCACACCCCCGUCUUCACCUGGCUGUCCUACCCGCUGGUCCCCUUCGCCGAGCUCCUGCGGCUCCCCGAGGCGGCGGCCGCGGCUCCCGCGCUCCUCGUGGGCUUCGCCGACCAGUUCCUGCCGGUCAUUCUCGGACAGGGGAUCGAGAGCGAAGUCACCCGCUUUGUGAUCGCCUGCGCGUCGGUGACGCAACUGGUCUACAUGUCGGAGGUGGGCGCGUACCUGCUGAAAUCGCGGCUGCCUGUCGGCCUGCUGGACCUGUUCGUGGUCUUCCUGCUGCGGACGGUGAUCACGGUUCCUGUCUGCGCGGUGAUUGGGCACCUGCUGUUCUGA